Molecule: messenger RNA, 684 nt
Organism: Pleurotus ostreatus (oyster mushroom)
Lineage: Eukaryota; Fungi; Basidiomycota; Agaricomycetes; Agaricales; Pleurotaceae
Exons: 4
Coding region: 1-684 (227 amino acids)
Biological process (GO): protein targeting to ER
Cellular component (GO): signal peptidase complex; membrane
Source: RefSeq, a predicted model, not a curated record
AUGGCCCCGUCCAAGAAAAUGAAUGGCGUUUCGUCGCCUAUACUCUCAGAGUCAGAAGACGACCGACCGCGAGGGCCACUCAGCAUCGUGGUGCCUGCCUCCGAACGCGAGGUCAUCAAGGUCAACAACGCUAAUCUGACAGACCUGAAGAAUGCGUGUGACGAUGCAGUGAAGCGCUAUCUUUCACGACCGGAUUUGUUCAAACAGAUACAUCAACAUACGGACGUGCGGCUGGCGUUUGGCUGGUCGAGUGUCUUUGUUGCUGCUGGCACGGCGCUGUAUGGAUAUAAGGUCGAAUUCGAGACAUCAAAGCCUGUCGUGUGGGCUGGAUUGAUACUAUAUAUCAUUCUCACCACCCUGCAAACAUUGUACGCCUACUUCAUCGAAGGGGAUAUCGUAUUUGUUGGCAAGCGAAAAACAUUUUCUAAGCGGAUAGUGACCGAGAGAAUAACACUUUCUUCAAAAACUACACCUUCCAAACCAUCGUCACCCCCUACGUACUCGCUAUCAGUCGCCUACGUCCGCUCGACAAACGGCGGCAAAUCACUAUUGGCUCGCGGAAAAAUGCAGAACGCAAAGAGCUACGGCGGGUUCUUCGACGAAACUGGCGUGAUGAACCAGGAAAUCUUCGAGGAAUGGGUCGGUAGCUUGGUCGAGCAGGCCAUGGAGGGGAAGACAGCGUAG